This is a messenger RNA of Penicillium macrosclerotiorum, 3846 nucleotides long. Its product is annotated as Zn(II)2Cys6 transcription factor. Bases 1 to 3846 code for a protein of 1281 amino acids. Gene Ontology annotation, cellular component: nucleus. Gene Ontology annotation, molecular function: DNA binding; zinc ion binding; DNA-binding transcription factor activity, RNA polymerase II-specific. The transcript has 4 exons. The record is from RefSeq and is a predicted model, not a curated record. Gene Ontology annotation, biological process: DNA-templated transcription; regulation of DNA-templated transcription. Lineage: Eukaryota; Fungi; Ascomycota; Eurotiomycetes; Eurotiales; Aspergillaceae.
AUGGUCUCCACGCGACACCAUCCCCGCGAUUUCCCCUCGCCUGAGAAAGCCGCAAAGGAGCUGGCGAGGUCGUCGCCUGCGCCCACCACCAACGGCACUGCGCGCAAAUGGGUCCAUACCCCGAGUGCCGCGCUGACCAUCUGGCUCAUGGCCUCGGUUCCCUUGGUCAUAUGGGAUGCAAGCUAUGUGUUGUUGCGACCGCAUAGUAUGCCAGGUGGCCGACUGCACUCGCCCAUCUGGACCCCCUAUGCGCUGUAUGGAACAGUCGACUACAUUUAUGGCUGGCCCGCCUUCAACGCGCGCAAUGGAUUCACCGCCGCGCAGACCGUCAUGAAUGUGGUUGAGACCCUGGCUUACAUCUACUACCUGGCCACUGUAUACCGGUACGGCGCGACAGUGACCACCGGCCGCGGCGCACAGAAGCUCAAGAAGGGCUUCAUGUGGCUGCUGACGGGAAACAAGGUCGUCGCGGGCCGCACUGGCGCCGUCGCACUGCUCGUCGCGUUCACCGCCUCUGUGAUGACUCUCAGCAAGACCGUCCUUUACUGGCUGAACGAAGUUUUCUCAGGGUUUGAUAACGUCGGACACAAUGACGCCGCCACCCUUAUCUUCUUGUGGAUCAUUCCCAAUGGCCUUUGGAUUGUUUUCCCAAGUUAUAAUGUCUAUAUCCUGGGCGACGAAAUCCUCAACUCCUUGGAGCAGACCUCGCCGCGCCUGGACGCUCUUGCCAAGCCGCCAUUCGCCGCUGAACCUUUCCCCAUAUUCCUUCAUUCUCCUCACUUCUUCCUCGACCCCAAAUUAUCCCGCCGCAACCGCCCUGCUUCCCAACGUCUGGAGCCAUUUGGAUCCCCUGAAAUUUCUUCCUUUCCUCCCGACAGGAAGUUCCGAUUCAAACCCGCCCCGGUCACUCCGAACGAUGCUUGGGGCCUCGGUCCUGGGGUACCCGCACCCGUCAUGAUCCCUCCCGACUCCGACGAUUCACCCUUGAAGACUUCUGGUGCUAGCUUUAGUUUAGGCCAGGAGGAUUCGACAGCGCUACUAGACGAUUUUGAGACCCAGAGUCAUGCAAGUUCCCGCGACCCCGGGAGCACACAAACCGCCGACCCCGCGACGGGAGCCGACAACGGCGCCCUAGACAACCAGCGCGAUGAUGCCGCGCAAGAUGAUGCCGCUGGAGCCCCCAGCACGGGCCCACUCGACAAGGACGGCAAACCGGCCUGGAGUGAAAUGAAAACCAAGGCCGGGAAGGAGAGGAAGCGACUCCCGCUGGCCUGCAUCGCCUGUCGUCGGAAGAAGAUCCGGUGCUCGGGCGAGAAGCCUGCCUGCAAGCACUGCACUCGCUCGCGAAUCCCCUGCGUAUAUAAAGUCACUACGAGGAAAGCCGCACCGCGGACAGAUUACAUGGCCAUGCUGGACAAGCGACUGAAGCGUAUGGAAGAUCGCGUAAUCAAGACCAUCCCCAAGGACGAGACCAGGGAUAUGGCCUCGAUUGGACGAUCGGUCGUGAAGCCCGCGGCGCCAGGGCAACCCUCGAAAACUCAGAAAAAGCGUAGUGCCGACGAAGCGUUUGCGACAGAAAUGGAAAAUUGGACGCGACAAGAGCGUCGCCCACCACACGAGACUCUCCCCAUGAAUCGCGAUUUUAAGUCAACGGAUGGCACCGGCCUCCUGACCGAGGGCGCAGAGUUCUUGCCCUCUCUCGAAAUCCAAGAGCAUCUGGCAGAGGUCUUCUUUGACUGCGUUUAUGGGCAGUCUUAUCUCCUCUUACAUAAACCGAGCUUUAUGCGACGGCUGAAGGCAGGCACAGUUCCCCCGGUCCUCAUUCUUGCUGUGUGCGCGGCCUCUGCUCGAUUUUCUACCCAUCCGCAGCUCAACUCCGAACCCCCCUUUCUGCGCGGAGAGAACUGGGCCAACCCAGCGGCGGCUAUUGCUCUCAGUCGACACGAUGAGCCAAAUAUUACCAUUUUAACCGUAUUUCUACUUCUUGGACUGCAUGAGUUUGGAACAUGCCAUGGUGGGCGAAGUUGGUCGUUUGGUGGCCAGGCUUUGAGAAUGGCGUAUGCUCUUCAGCUUCAUCAAGAACUAGAGAGCGAUCAAUUGCUCAGCCAACAACAGAAUAACGGAUCCAAUUCCCAAAUGAGCUUCACAGAUCGCGAAAUCCGGCGGCGAACCAUGUGGGCAUGUUUCCUGAUGGAUCGGUAUAACUCCUCCGGCAGUCAACGGCCACCAAUUGGAAAUGAGAAAUUCCUCCAGAUUCAACUCCCCAUCAAGGAGACUCAUUUCCAAAUGGAAAUCCCUGGUCCCACCGAAGAUCUGGAUGGAGAUGUCCCGAACCCAUCACCUGAGGAUUCUGGACAACUAUCCAAUGCCAAGGAGAACAUGGGCGUGUCUGCCUAUAUCAUCCGUGCUAUUGUCAUCUGGGGUCGCAUUGUCGAUUAUCUGAACCUGGGUGGAAAGAGGAAAGACUCCUCGCCGCUUUGGCAUCCAGAGUCUGGGUACAUGCGACUGAAGCGCCAGAUCGAAGAAUUCUCUGGUUCUCUUCCCAGCAAUCUCACAUUCACAUACGAGAAUCUCCAAAUUCACGCAGCAGAGAAGAUCGCGAACCAGUUUUUGUUUCUCCACAUCAUUAUACACCAGAACAUGCUAUUCCUGAACCAGUUCGCCAUCCCCUUGUCUCCUGGAGGCCGGCCUCCCCGUGAUAUGCCCAAGCCGUUCCUCAGCAACGCUGGUCGGGCAGCAGUAGAGGCCGCCCACCACAUUUCAGUACUUUUUGACCGCGCAUCUGCCUAUCCUCUGACCGUUCCUUUCGCGGGUUAUUGUGCGUACACCGCGAGUACCGUACAUAUCUGGGGUAUUUUCUCCAAGAAUGUGCAACUUGAGGCACGGUCAAAGGAAAACUUGCGGCACACCUACCGCUACCUCAAUAAAAUGAAGAAGUACUGGGGCAUGUUCCACUAUAUGGUGGAAAGUGCCAAAGACCGAUAUCGACAAUUUGCUGAUGCAGCUAUCAAGGGCUCUGUAGCCACCCAGAAUGGCACCAGCUUGGCGCCUAUGUUCCAAUACGGCGAUUGGUUUGACAAGUACCCCCACGGCGUGUCAAGAGUACACUGGGAGGAUCCUGACACUCGCCACAAAGAGACAGGAGAGGAUGCUGUGAUGGGUCAAAAACCCGAUCUUCAGAGUGUGGAAGAUUUCUUCGCCAGUUUAUCGCCAACACCCCAGCCUGCUCUGCCUCGCAAGUCUCGCUCUCGAAAGAACAGCAAAUUAUCUGACGGAACUCCAAGUAUGGACCAAUCCCCGACGUCUAUGGAUGUUGCCAUGGGAAAUACCCCUGGUGUUCCAGGAAGUGCAUUCCCUCAGCCAUCACUAUAUUCUCAGAACCGACCUAUGCCAUUUGGCCAGUCCCCGUUCGACUUCAGCAUCCCUCCAGAUCAGCUGCCCCAGUUGGAUCGGCAAUUUGUAUAUGGUUCAUUUUCUGAUUUUGAUCCCACCUCCUUCGUCCCAACGAGCAAUUCCCCAAUGCCACCACCACCGCCGCCACCUGUCAAUGGCGUUGACACUCGGGGUGCAGAUCAGUCUCUUUUUACUGGUCACCUUGAUCCAAGCGCGCCCGCUGGAACAGGCGAGUUCUACCAGCCCAGCGCAUGGUUCCUGCCCUUCAACCUUGACCCUGUCGGCAGCGCCAAUCCUCCACUGGCACCAGGCUCAAAUGCCCAGCCUGUUGGCGGGGGUCCAACCUCGGCCCCAGUCCCUGGUGGCAAUAUGCCAGCCCUACCUGGUGGAGGUAUGUCAUUAAGUGCUUAUGACCUGGGCCUAGGCGGGCCAGAUAUGGGACCAGCCACGUAA